CCCGCUUGUGCAUCUCUUUCAGCUCCACAAUAUAAACCUGGUCAAUCAAACCUGCUCAAUCUGCAAUCUCCAGUCAAUAGCGCCACCGCUCAUCUGUCUGAGGAAAUGAUGCUCCGAUCGCUUUAUCCUUAUGACGGCCCAUUUGAAGGGUCUCUGCACUUCGCGGCAAAUGAGUCCUUUCUGAAAAUUCGCAGUGAAAACGAAUAUUGGUUUCUGGUUUCUAAGCCGGACGGUACAGUCGGUUGUGUACCCUACAAUUACGUGGAGCCUGAUAAAGAGCAAAAUGAGCAAACAAUAGUGAAGUGUGCAAGACUGGCUCUGGCCUCAAUUAACCGUAGUUCGUCAUUUAAGAACAAGGAAGACAUUAUCGAAGUCCUUCGAAAGCUAGUGAAAGAUACUAAUGAUAGUAGUGUUCACCCUACUCCACCUUUGUCAAAGCCCACGGCCACCUCAUUCCGGCCAUCUCACAAGCCGAGACCUCCAGAACGAGAUUCAACUCCUCAGCGAUCACACUCGAUUGUGAAUGGGACUAAUUCCACCCUCACUCCGCCUAAGGCCACUUUACCUGGUGGUCUCGCUGCCCGGCUGGUUGACACACUGCGUUUGGGUACAAAUGCGGACUACGCUGAUUGUUACAAUAGUUUUCGUGUUAUGUUGGAAAUUUUGGCUUGCGAGGUAUCCGAUCUGCGGCCUUACACGACUCUGUUGGAUACGAUGUUGACGAAGUCGACUAUUGACCAACGUCAUGCUAGUUACCGACAAAGUCCAGAUUGGUACUUGCUUAAGCGUCAUCUUACCAUGCUGGAGAAACGACAGAAUAACAAUCAAGAAUGUGGAUGGGAGCUGCACGAGAAUCAGCACCAGUUAUCUCGUCAUCUGGAUGGACUAAACGAUGUGCUGACCAAGGCCGAUCCGGAAUUAUUAAAGUUUUACUUGAAGUCAACGGAUUAUCGGCACAUGGAAUGUCUCAUUCAACUCUACCACAGUGAACACCGGGUGGCUGUACGCCGUAAAUUGUUGUUGGCCAUCGGGAUUUGUUGUUCGUUGGAUACGACCUGUCUUUCUGUGUCGGUCAACUCGGUCCUACCUCAGGAAUUGAUUCGCGAAUUGAGUUCGGCCAACAGUAGCUCAGAUGUUAGUCAUCUGGCCAUGUGUCUGCGGGUGUUCACUCUUAUGCUAGCACGAACUCCGGAUUUGCCAGUAGAUGUCCGAAGCAAGUUGAACAGCCGCUUUAUCGUACAAGUUCUGAGGUUCAUCGGUGCGACGGAGAAACCGAAUUCCGCUGCACCUGAUGUUUUGAUCGAUUUUAAUUCGUCCGACGUUACUGAAGACAAUGAGAAAUGCAUGCAGGAACAACUGUUCGAUGGACAAUUGACACAUGCAGCAGCUGCUUUCCUUUUAGCUUGCAACUGGCACUUCUGCUCUAUUGCUGCCAAGCGCUCCAGAGGAAGUGGCGGAGUCUCACCUCACAUUCCUCCCAAAAUUCCACUCCUUGAAGCCCUGUUGUCCCAACCGGCUGCUUGUCGUCCGUUCUUGGAGCUUGUCGUUCAGGCAUUCAAUCGCGACAUUGAUCCAAUCACUUACGUGGACGUUAAACCAAGCACCCAGUCCACACGAUCCAAGCGUCUCUUUCGUUGGUCCGAUGUGAUUUCCAACAGCGCAUCUGUAUGUACAGAUUACGGGCUCGAGUUGGUCGAAAGUGCCAACAUAGCCGCCAUAUUUGAUAGCGAUACUGAGCAGUCAGACUCCUCCCUGUGUGCCGAUGACGGGCAGUACGCGCGUCACAUUUGGUCAGAUGGUCCAACGAUGCGGGGACCACCUGCCACGGUACUCAGUCUACCAAACACAUCGUCUCCGACCACUCCGCGCCAUAGUGUAAUCAAGUUGUUGAUGGAUUUAUUCCAUAGCAUGGAUACAGCUGACCUAGUCUACCGAAAUGAUCAGGAUGUCAUAAUCGAAGUGAUUAACCGUCAGUUGUCGAAUCUGACCUUGGACGAUUCCGAACGUGUUUUGGAUUUCUCGGUGCUUUUGGGUCUCUUGAUUGCAAACUCAGACUACUUGGGUCGAGGAGCCUAUCGUGGUCGUGAACUUAUGCAUAGCCUGGAAGUUUUAUUACAAGAAGAACCCGCUGAGAAAAUCACCUCAGUAACGUUUAAACGCCGUUUCGAAUGCGCUCGUAUCUCAUACAGUCGUCUCCGAUCCGCGUUGCAAGGAAAGACUGAUGACCCCGUUCGUCAUGCAUCGGUUUUGCGUGCAGCGUCUGCUCGUCACAUGGCGCCGACAUCUUCAGGAAUCUCCAGAUCAGUCCUCAAGCCUCGACACCCACUCUAUCUGGCCGCUUUCAAUGUUCGCACUCUGAAGCAAGCAGGACAACAAGCUGCUCUUGCACUCACACUGGACUCGCUUGGCAUUGAUGUGUGCUGUGUCUCAGAAACAAGAAUUCAAGAUGCAAGCACAGUGAUUAAGUUAACCGCCCCGUCAGUCUCCACUCGCUUCCGACUACGCACCUCUGGUGAUCCAGAGGCUGCUGCGGUGGGAUGUGCAGGGGUUGGUAUUGUGCUAAGUCACCGGGCGGAAGUAUCCUUACUUGACUGGAUACCUGUUGAUAGUCGCCUCUGUGCGGCUCGUCUGGCAACGUCUGUGAAGGAGUCUCACAAGCAGCUUUCAAAUAAGUCAUGGUUGUACGACAGUGAAGCAUCGGUGUUGAACACUAAUGUCAUGCGGUCGAUGAUGAUGGUGAUCCGUGGGUUAAGAGGAAACAUGUAUGAGGAAUCGUUA
This is a messenger RNA of Opisthorchis viverrini, 2778 nucleotides long. RefSeq lists its product as hypothetical. NCBI's taxonomy places the organism in Eukaryota, Metazoa, Platyhelminthes, Trematoda, Opisthorchiida, Opisthorchiidae. The record is from RefSeq and is a predicted model, not a curated record. Gene Ontology annotation, molecular function: protein binding; Arp2/3 complex binding. The annotation marks the transcript as partial. The transcript is spliced from 12 exons. Gene Ontology annotation, biological process: endocytosis.